This is a messenger RNA of Rhizopus microsporus ATCC 52813, 622 nucleotides long. RefSeq lists its product as uncharacterized. The record is from RefSeq and is a predicted model, not a curated record. Bases 23 to 622 code for a protein of 199 amino acids. Lineage: Eukaryota; Fungi; Mucoromycota; Mucoromycetes; Mucorales; Rhizopodaceae. The transcript has 4 exons.
UUCAGAAAGUACACAUAAAGCGAUGAUUCAAGAAUUGGAAGAGAAGUAUGAUGUUGGAGAAGAAGUCGAUUUAGAUGAACUCGAUAAGUUUGAAGUUGAAAAAUUAAGGAAGAUAUACAAGCUUGCAAAGAAAGACAUUAAGAAAGCAAAAUGUAUGGCAAACAAUUUGAUGUUUGACGAAGAAGGGGCGAAAGAAAAAAUGUGCCAAUCUAUUGUAAAUUUUUUAAAUGAACACGGUUCGCCGCCCUCUCCCCGUUACAAUGAAGGCCUCUUCAUCAAGAAGUUUGUUACUCCAUUGCUAUCACCUUUCUUGAGAGAAAAUAAAUACUUGAAACAGUUUGGCAAUGAUGAUGAAUCUGAAGGCAGCAAAGAAAGAAGGGGAGUUUAUGGUAGAAUAUCAGAUGGUGGUCUAAAAGUAGUUUAUAAAGAGCACGGGCAGCAAAUUCUGCAAAUGGAAAUCAAAAGUCCCAAAAUUGUAUCUGAAGAUCAAAUACACCAUCCCGACUUUACCAAACUAGCAAACCUAAUGAAGGAUGAAGUGGAUCUGAUGUUGAAAAAAGACUUUCCAGAAGAUACACCCGUGUUUGGCAUUUUGAUAGGAGGUAAUAAUAUUAUUUACUAG